This is a messenger RNA of Batrachochytrium dendrobatidis JAM81, 1460 nucleotides long. RefSeq lists its product as uncharacterized. The record is from RefSeq and is a predicted model, not a curated record. The transcript has 4 exons. Gene Ontology annotation, biological process: protein phosphorylation; cellular response to oxidative stress. Gene Ontology annotation, molecular function: ATP binding; calcium/calmodulin-dependent protein kinase activity. The annotation marks the transcript as partial. NCBI's taxonomy places the organism in Eukaryota, Fungi, Chytridiomycota, Chytridiomycetes, Rhizophydiales.
UGCUAGUACUGCUAACCAGGAUCUAAACUCGAAUCAACUACAGAUAGCUUUAGCAUCUCAGUUACAUGAUAAAACCACCUACACAUUGCCCAUUCAUCAACAUGACUUGUCUUCAUUAUCCUGUCACCAUACCGUAAAACGCAUUCAAAAUGCAUCUUUAACCCCUCAUAUACAGCCCUCUGCUAUACCUCAAGAUUCGCUGUUCCCAAAUGUGCCCAACUACCGUAUUGUGGCUGCUCUUGGAAGAGGUGCAUUCAGUACCGUAUACAAGGCUAACAACAUCACAAAUGGUCAUACUGUGGCACUCAAGUUGAUCAAUAAAGCUCCCUUGUCUCCUACACAGGAAACGGCCAUUCAUAGAGAAACCCUGCUACUUGGAAGCCUGUCGCAUCCCAAUCUUAUCCGACUUCUUGACUACCAUGACUCUCCGCAAUACCUAACGAUUGUUACAGAACUCAUUGAAGGAGGCGAGCUUUUUCACAAACUUGUUGCGAUGGGAUCUAUGCCCGAGCACUCGACACGAUUUAUUAUGAAGCAGGUCGCUUUGGGCAUCAAGUACUUGCAUCUUGAACGAGGCAUUGUUCAUCGUGAUAUCAAGCUUGAAAAUCUACUGUAUGUGCCAUAUGAUCCACAGAGUGGUGUUGAGGAUUUAUCUGGUUGUGGUAUCACUCAUGUCAAGAUUGCCGAUUUUGGACUGGCUAAAGUAGUCUUCGAUACUACUACUCAGACUCCUUGUGGCACAUUUGAAUAUUCCGCUCCAGAAAUUUUCAGGGACGAGUACUACUCCAAAAGCGUUGAUUUGUGGGCUUUAGGCUGCGUUCUUUAUACUUUACUUUGUGGAUAUCCGCCAUUCUACGGUGAGAAUCUCCAAGUAUUAGCUAAUAGAGUUCGCUACGGUAGGUUUCAAUUUCAAAGCCCUUGGUGGGAUUCAAUUUCGUUCGAGGCCAAAAAUUUGGUGUGCGGACUGCUGGAGGUUAAUCCCAAAAAACGAUUAGAUAUCCGUGCCUUUCUCCGCCAUCCGUGGAUGUUGGGCUACCAUCAGCAGCAAAACCCCUAUAUUUCAUCGGCAUCUACUGGCCCACUUUCCUCUGCCAAAAGUGCUACUCUAGUGCCAUCCACAUACAAUAUAUCUACUGCUAACGACAUGUCUGUCGUUUCUGCUCCGGCCGAUACUGCCAUUUUAACUACUUUGCCCAUCAGUGACAUUACCGUUUCUGCACAAGGCAUGACCAAUACCGUGGCGCUUACCAGACCACGAGAUACUACUGUAUCAAUGAGUGGUCUGUCUAAUUUAUUAAACAUACCAAAACAGCAAUAUCACCCCGAGUGUGAAGUUGGUCGCACUGAGCCUGAAAUCUUGGGUGGACAAUCGUCGACUAUAACUCCCUGGAACCCCCAAGCAGUUGAUCGAGUGCAUGACACAUUUCUACCAAUCGAAAAUUCAUCUGCAGUCAGUUCUG